Molecule: messenger RNA, 417 nt
Organism: Sitophilus oryzae (rice weevil)
Lineage: Eukaryota; Metazoa; Arthropoda; Insecta; Coleoptera; Curculionidae
Product: serine proteinase stubble-like
Exons: 2
Biological process (GO): proteolysis
Molecular function (GO): serine-type endopeptidase activity
Source: RefSeq, a predicted model, not a curated record
AUAAAACUGCCAGGUAAAAUGGCAACUGUAGCAGGUUGGGGUCGUACGAGACACGGUCAAGCCACGGUACCUUCAACCCUCCAAGAAGUCGACGUGGAGGUGAUUCCAAAUGAGAGAUGUCAAAAGUGGUUCAGAUCGGCCGGCCGGCGCGAAAUCAUACACGAUGUAUUUUUAUGUGCGGGCUAUAAAGAGGGUGGCAGAGAUAGCUGUCAAGGCGACUCGGGAGGGCCCUUAACCCUUUCAGUGGAUGGAAGAAAAACCCUUAUAGGACUGGUAUCCUGGGGAAUAGGCUGUGGAAGGGAAAAACUACCGGGAGUGUACACGAAUAUUCAAAAAUUCGUUCCUUGGAUUGACAAAGUUAUGCAACCUUAAAAACACCAGCAACCAGUGAUGACCGAAAAUGUUUAUUUAAGAAUU